Molecule: messenger RNA, 1535 nt
Organism: Melanotaenia boesemani (Boeseman's rainbowfish)
Lineage: Eukaryota; Metazoa; Chordata; Actinopteri; Atheriniformes; Melanotaeniidae
Gene: c16h19orf85
Exons: 3
Coding region: 39-1535 (498 amino acids)
Source: RefSeq, a predicted model, not a curated record
GUGUGAGGGGUGAGGAGUUCCUGUAGGUAAAGAGGGGCAUGUCCAUGAAUGCACUGCUAGCCAUGCGGCCAUCCAUUUCUGUCAGUCUUGAGCCUGGUCUGGACCGAGGUGUGCCCUGGGGUCGUGACCUCUACACCUUUGUGACUUCAGCAGCAGGUCAUAUGAUGAGGACCCUGCAGAAACCCCGCAAGAACCGACCAUCCAAGCGGCAGGUCAACCACCGUCGCUUCUUGCACAACAUGAUACAAAGAAAAUUUGCAGAUAUAGAAGCAGCGAACCACAGACUAGCAUCGGCUCUUUAUUUUAAGGAGGGAGACAAAACCACAUCCCCUCUUUUAUCACACGUGCCAGAGAUACCUGACGCAUCAAGUCACACAAGUCAACAAGAUCCUGAGAUCUCAACUCAACAGGAUCAUAAAGACACAGACGGCAAAUCAAAGUCAAGAAACAACAGCUCCAGUGACUUAAAUGAAACUGAGGACAGUGAGAAGCAUCUCUAUUUAAGACAUCUUUGGAAACGUCACCCCAAAUCACAGUCCUCCACUUCGACCACCUCAAUAAGCAACCAAAGCAAAAGAAGACAGAAAAAGGAGAGAAGUCACAAGCUUGAUGAAUUCUUAUUUAUGAGCUCCCCAGAAGAUAAAGACUAUAUUCACAAGGCAGAGCUCUUUCAUUCUGAAUAUUACCUUAAUGAAAGUCAACUUAAGCCAAUCAGCAACCUCUUAAAAGAAAUUCAGACACCUCUAAACAACUCUAGUCCCGUUUAUCUAGGACAAAAUGAGGACAUCCUUCCUUCCUUUUCCCCAGAGCUCUCUUCAUUGUCACUUGACUCCUGUGAUUUCUCUGUUCAAAUGCUGACGGACCUUUCAGUCUGCACACAGUCUCAGAAAGACACUGCUGAGGGUCAGCUGACUGACAUAAUGGACCUCUUCACUGCUGCCAAUAAGGACUCAGAAAGUUGCUUGGAUGUUGAAAAAGACGUAGAGUGCUACUUUGACAGUAUUGGUGCAUACCAAGGAGAUGGCGGGCUUGAGGUCAGUGCUGAUGAUGAUGUUACAUUUGCCGUCUUGUCUCACAGCUUUACUGGGGUGGAGGAUCUGCACUCUGAAGGAGAUGAAUAUAGAUGUGGAUAUGGAUAUAGUUGCUAUGGAGAUCAGGUACUUGCCACAAACUACUUACAGGGUAACCAGCGGAACUCACAGACACUAAGACAAAGUGAAUACACAGCAGAAAAGCAAUUUACUCAUGUAAAACCAACACAAAGCACAAACACAAACCAGGAUCAGCUUUUCGCCUCCAUCAGUUAUCACUGCAACAUCACACAGCUGCAGACUAACCAGCACUCUCAGGAGGAAAGCCCAUGCAUGCUGGUGAACAGUGAAAACAACUUAAAUUUUACACCAUUCGAAGGCGUGGCUCAGUCAUUCUCUGCUCCUCCUCACGACCCUGAGUACCGCCCCAUUCCAACACCACCCGGUGAGGAUGACUGGCUGUUCACUGAUAUCCUGAAGGACAGAAAAUCACCUGGGUUCUAG